Messenger RNA from Thamnophis sirtalis, 1184 nucleotides. RefSeq names its product C-C motif chemokine receptor 10 (gene CCR10). NCBI's taxonomy places the organism in Eukaryota, Metazoa, Chordata, Lepidosauria, Squamata, Natricidae. Gene Ontology annotation, biological process: cell chemotaxis; positive regulation of cytosolic calcium ion concentration; immune response. Gene Ontology annotation, molecular function: C-C chemokine receptor activity; C-C chemokine binding. The record is from RefSeq and is a predicted model, not a curated record. Gene Ontology annotation, cellular component: membrane; external side of plasma membrane.
AUAAUAUUUGUAGACAGCAAACUGACAAGGAACAAUAAUUUGAUGAUGGAUGAGCAGCUCCAAUUUCAAGAACAAGCUCCUUGGGCCAGUGAGCCUCCAGUCAGCACAGACUGGUACUCAUGGGACUCUGAGACAGUCCCAUCAGACCUGCCAGAGUUAUGUGAAAAGAAGGCUAUCCGCAUGGUGGCACGUAUCUAUCUUCCAAUCAUGGUUGUCCUGUUCUGUGUUCUGGGCUUUCUUGGCAAUGGGAUUUUGCUGUUAGUUCGUGCCCGUUACCAUCGAGUCCAAUUCCUUGGUGACAUCCUCCUCUUACAUCUGGCUAUCUCGGACUUGCUGCUUCUCUUGACUCUACCAGUGGGCGUGGCUGGGAUGAUGGGCACUUGGUACUUGGGAAUGACUGCGUGCCAGGUUCUGCAAGGCUUUCAUGCCCUGACCUUUUACAGUGGCUUUCUUUUCCUCAUGAGUCUUACCCUGGACCGCUACAUAACCAUAGUGUGGAUACCCAUUGCCCGCCGCAUGCGCCCCUCUGCCAGUUUCUGGGGCAAGCUUUGCUCUGGGUUGAUGUGGCUAUUCUCAGCAGCUCUAGCAGUGCCCAAUGUCAUGUAUGCUCAUGUGGAGGACUACAAGGGCUUUCACCUCUGCAGGGUGACUGUUGUUAGAACUACUGUUUGCUUAGUGCAAGUGGGCUUUGGUUUUGUGUUACCAUUCGCUAUCAUGGUAAUCUGCUAUGCAGCCAUCACACGUACUAUUUGGUCUUCUCCUUAUGCCCAGUCACACAAGGCCUUGUGGCUCAUUUUGGCCCUGGUAUUGCUGUUUUUGGUUUUGCAACUCCCUUAUGCCCUACUCACCUUAUUAGAUACAGCAGAUUUGAUAGGCCAGCAGGCAUCAAGCUGCACAGUAAGCCUUCAGCGUGAUCUUGCCCUCCUCAUUACCAGUGGCUUGGUUUUUGCUCGCUGCUGCCUAAAUCCUGUGCUUCAUACUUUCCUGGGGGUGCGGUUCCGUAACGACCUGCAAAGGUUAAGUAGGGAGUUUGGCUGCCUGGGGCAUUGGGCAUGCUGCAAUGAUAGACCCAGGAGUGGUAGCCGUUGUGCUUCAUUUACUACCCAUCUGGAAGGACUAUCAAGAACCCCAUGAAAACAUCAGCACUGCCCACCUCAAAAGAAUCUUGGCAUUCUGGAAGCCUG